AUGCCCCACGCUGUGUCGAUGCCCUCACCAGGGCUCCAAGCCUUGGUGCUUUGCGGCCCAGGGUCUUCGUUCCCGACGUUCACUUCCAACCCCGAUGAAAACCCCAAGGCGCUGCUGCCCAUUGCCAACCGCCCCAUGGUCUGGUAUCCCAUUGACUUUUGCUACCGCAUGGGAAUUACAAAUAUCACACUCAUCUGCCCCGCCUCAGCAGAGAAGGCGAUCACUACCGCCUUGAACACAAACCCUCACUUGACUGCACUGCCCCUGCCUAGGCCAGACAUCCUCGCGCCCAAGGACCUCGACCAGACCACUGGUACUGCCGAGAUCCUCCGUUUGCCUGAGGUGAAGCAGCUUGUCACGUCCGACUUUGUCAUUCUUCCAUGCGAUCUCAUUUGCGAAGUUGCUGGUGAGAAGCUGCUGCAAGCAUGGAUGGUCAAGGGAGCUAGCAUGUCCGACCUCCUCGGCGCACCCAAGUUCUCUGGCAACAGCUCCAGUGCCUUCAGCGGCGGCCUCGGAGUAUGGUACGAGACAAAGACAGCCCUGGCCGUCAAGAAGGAGGAGACCGACUUUGUCGCUGUUACGCCAUCUGCGCCCUCCGCUGUUGCACCGCCAAAGGGAUCGUUGCUGCCGCAUCUCUCGAACCUCGUCUACUCUAUGCCCACAGACACCUUGAAGGACUUAACCGAGGAGAAGAAGGGACUUCCUAUUCGCCACGGCCUGAUGAGAAGUCAUCCCAGGAUACGUAUGCUCACCACACACAGAGACGCUCACCUUUACAUCCUCCCGAGAUGGGUCAUGGACUUCGUGGAGAAGAAUGAGCGGUUGGAGAACUUUGGCGAGGAUGUCAUCGGAUGGUGGGCAAAGGCUGGCUGGCAGACUGGUCUCGCUGAGAAGUUGCAACUGGACGAGGUGCUUCGCAAAGACGAAGAGGACGACGAUGAGGACUCCGUCCAGGAGAGUACGACAUCACCCCAGGACGACGACCCGGAGGAGCUUCGCACCAUCCCCGGUGGAGACGACGGCAAGAAGAUGGACAGCAAUGACCACGCUUCUGGAAACACUCACAGCGACCUCACAGUGCCCCCGAUCCUCGCUUACAUUCACCCUUCUCAAGCGGAUGCACCGCUGGUCCGACGUGUCGACACCUCCAAGCUUCUCCUGAACCUCUCACUGCAUCUUGCAAAGCUGCCCUCAGUGGAAGAGACAGGUGUUGACGCCGCAUCACCUUUCGCUCACGCCAAGAAGGUGGCCUAUCCAGAGGGAGUCAAGGGUCGCACGACUAUUACCAAAGCCGACUGUCUCAUCGCCGAGAACGUCACCGUUGAGGAGAAGGUCUCUAUCAAGGAGUCUGUGAUUGGCGCCGGCUGCCAGUUGAACGAGGGCGCGAAGCUCCUUCAGUGUCUGCUGAUGGAAGGAGCCCAAGUCGGCAAGAACUGCAAGCUCACAAGAUGCAUUUUGGGCAAGAGAUGUGUCAUCGGAGAUGGAACAACCCUUACAGAUGUUGAGGUUCAGGAGAACCUCAUUGUGGAAGCCAAGACCGAGGACAAGGACAACAAGCUCAUGAGCUCUGACGGACUGGAUGCUACGGAGGAGGAGAUGCAGGAAGUCUUGGACGACAUGGACAAUGAGGUUAUGGCUCAGAAUGAGGAGGCAGUCGAGUAA
Molecule: messenger RNA, 1662 nt
Organism: Colletotrichum chrysophilum
Lineage: Eukaryota; Fungi; Ascomycota; Sordariomycetes; Glomerellales; Glomerellaceae
Exons: 3
Coding region: 1-1662 (553 amino acids)
Biological process (GO): cytoplasmic translational initiation
Cellular component (GO): guanyl-nucleotide exchange factor complex; eukaryotic translation initiation factor 2B complex
Molecular function (GO): guanyl-nucleotide exchange factor activity; translation initiation factor activity
Source: RefSeq, a predicted model, not a curated record